CUAGAUACUCGGUUACAAAGGAAUCAUCGCAUGGCCAUACUCGGUAAUCCAGAACUUUCAGCGACGUUCGCGUCCCAUUACAUGCCGCCCUCUAAUGUGAAUACCGUCGACCGUGUGAUAUUUAGGCUUGUUUUCGAGUGAGUCCCUCGUAAACCAUUUUUUCUAUAAAAUGAUAACGAGGAUGCCAUGAAACCUGCUAUGCUUCUAGAUGCGGUGAGCGUCACUGGGUCUACAAGAGGAUGGCCCGUUAGCGGUGCACAUUCUCCAUUAAACGGAACCCAUUCGAUAGAUCCAGCUCCACGCGAAGUUAUAAAGAAAGAUACGCCUGCAAAAUAGUUCGCUAGCUUCUAUGGGUGGACCUGUCGGUGUUCUGACGUCGCUCUAUCGACAUUCUCCUUUGUAUGAUGCCCCUGGACGUGUUAACCCUUUGUAAAGUGGUUCCCUCAACCACGUUGGCUCGAAUGAAAGGUCACGUUGUGCGAUUCCGUUCUCCUGGAGGGAGAGGACACGCGUAUACGGAACAGAGCUAUUGGGGUAAGGAAGCAUGUUAGAAGACAAGCCACAACACCCUUCCACAUCAUGUUAACUACACAUGCAUGAAUAAAGGUUCAGGAUUGAACAUGAAAGUUUACAACGCCUGAGAUAUAGAAAAAGACUCGUUCUGCAGCGACUACUGAGCUUAACGUUUUUCUCGUGUGACUUAUGUGACAACAUACACUGUUAAGUCCAAGAAUACACAGGGUGCACUCUCGUUCCAGUCGCCCUGCCAACUCUGUUUCCCUGUUUAGCCUCAGUGAACAAUGAGCGGAGAAACAGUUAUUUUCAGCAGGUCUUAUGCGUUGGCCGUAGAUAUAUGCCCUGUAUUUGUUAUUCCCAUCGGAAGGAUUUUGCGAAAUUUCGCAGCAAAGGCGGGAGUGUCUGGGUAGGGAGGGCCAGUUCAUCAGAUGUGCUGCAACAUGAAUUAAUCAAUGGUACUGAGUUCUUAAACGUGUGUCAUUCCGGGUUGUAAAACCAAAAAAGUAUCUUCUUCCUACAUGAUAGCUAUAAACUUUGUACGUGAGGAGGGAACGGGUGAUUGGAAGGAAGCAUUUGUGGACUACCUUCACUACUCCACGGAUCCUCCCAGACGACAAGGUUUCUAUGCAGUAUUAUGCCUUGUUUUGCAUAGAUGGGUUGUAACGGAUGAUCGAAGUGGCCAUAUAACUGGAAUAAAGCACAGCUCGCUCUGUUCACACAUGGCGGCCAAGUUGUCUGAUCCGAGGGUUCACUGAAUCUAGCUGAACCUGUGUUUUGUCGCAUGCACCGAGCAAGAGGGGUAAGCAGAAGCGCAGGGAGACAAGUCCCUAAUCGAGACCGAUUCACAGUGAUGUUCUAUUGUUUUUUCAAUUCGUAGAAUUUGAGGUAGAUUCAAAAAGCCAUGACGGCGAAGCAUGAUUAAAUCCGAUUUUAGUUAGAAUAUUAUAACUUCCGCAGGGGAUACUCUAAGCAGCCGGUAUCAAAUAGGAUCUAUCGCACAAUGAUAGUGCCACAGUACGGGCAAUUAGUUAGUUGCAGAGUCUAGCUGCUGACGAUGGACAGUAAUGCGUGAAGCGCUGAAUGCACUGACUCUGGUGUUGAAGUGUUUUUUCGCGGAAGGAUCCCUACGGAGAGGACGCUCCACGUUGCUUGUGCAAAUCUCUUCUAGUAAAUGGACUCUCCAUCCAGAUGUAAACCUUGCACCUUUCUCCGACAGUCCGAGGCAGGAAUGAUUGGUCAGUUUAUUUUGUGGUAUUACAAGGGUCAGAGGAUUGUGAUCUUGAAGUCGAUCCAGAUAUGAAAUGUCUAUACAUGGCAGAAGAAGCGCAUCGAGUUCAGUGCGAAGCUACGGGUUGUGGUAGAAGUCGCGGCGAAAGUGUACUCUUCACUCUUGUCGAUUUGGCAUCUCUGACAUGUGGUACCUUAGUUUCUGUAGACAUAGUGAUAGCGGGCAUAUUCUAGAUGACCUUGGCUUUGACAGUUUUUUAUAUUUCUGCCUGUGUGGCGGUACCGUCUCAACAGCAGUAAGGAAGCAAUUAGAGGGCGGAUUUUUUGACUGGAGGGGGAAGGUAGGAUGCAGUAGUGAGGGGGACAAGGAAACAACGAAUGAAAACCGACCGGUACAUUUGGCCUUCGAUGCUCCAGCUUCUGGGUACUUGUAAGGAAACAUCGGCUGACACCUUGUACCAUAAUUUUCCAAGCCAGUACAUUGGGUGGCCUCCCACCAUUGCCCCCUAAAUGAGAACUGUACUCGUCAUCAAGCUGAAAGGCUUGUCGCGUCCUCGAUUUAAGUGUUUCUAUUAGCAAGACAGGCACUCUUUUUGAAGGUAUGUCACUUGCUCCAAUGUCCUUGCCACCCCCGAGACCCGCUGAUAUAUGAAUAUGUCUUCCAGUUUUCGUUUCCGUUACACCGGUCAGCCAUGCGAAAAAAGGCAGGAGUCUGUGAAUCGCGGCGCCUAAUGUCCACAGUUUCUGUUACCAAUGUAAUGCGGAUCAUGAACGUUUUAAAUAACAAUGAAGCUGAUACCUUUUUCUCGCAGACGACAAUUGAAGAGAUGGAGUAAGUCGAAAACUCUGUUCUAAUCAAUGCACAUCAUCGCACGUGUCCUGCUCCCUUGUCUUCCAUUUUCCCUUCCGUUGCUCCUUUGUGAAUCGUCGAGAAUGCAUUAAGAGGAGCUCUUCCCUUCGCUUGGUAAGUCUGGCCAACGGAUCUGAGUUAGCGUCAUGCUUGCCGCCAGCAUGUGCAAGGGGCAUGUCCGCGUAUGUUCUGCCAUCAGGUAACAAGGGGUGCUUAUGUUGUUGCUGAGGCUUCUCCCAUGAAGGGGUUGUGCUGUGGGUCGCCCCAUCGCUGCACGUCCUUUUAUUCCGCAAAUUGAGGUGUCGUUCUUCAGCUUCGUGAAAAGGUGAUCCCUGUAGUGUUGAGGAAUGACGCGCGUCAUCUUGAAGGUGAUCGAAGACAUCGGAACCAUAUCCCUCUUCCCUGGAUUCAUCGUCCUGCGUCAGUCCAGCCACAAGACCGUGUCGCGCAUACGACUCUGGUAUGUGUGCCAAACAUCCUGGCAUCCUCUGUUCAGCCAACUGCGAACGUACAGUCCGAAGGGCGUGCAGGUAGGAGUGAGUGUUCAGAGGCUCAAUCGUAACGGCAUCGGCUUCAUCCUCAUCGACGUGCGUGCAACGUGGGCUCCUGUGGCACUCAUGGCCGAUGAGGAGUCCACGGGAUGGGACGGCAUUUUCCUGAGAGAUGAGACCGUCUUCCAUCACUUUUGUUGAUCAAAGAAGAUCGAAGCGAGCGGGCCUUCAGUCCAGAGAAAACAAAUCCAUGAAAGAACGAGAAACAUUACAAUGAUGAAUGUUGACGACUUGGGAACCCUAGCUGGUUCAGCCAUGCUUGGUGGGAGGCAGCGGUCUUGGUCCUCAUUUAUGCAUAUGCAAUUCGCCAGAAAAUACAUGCUCAAACGGUAUGCCUUACUCUUGCUUUGCGAAAAAUGCUCUGCAACGCAAAAAACUGAGACAAAAACCUAAAGACUCUGACCGUAGCUCAAAUUCCAGCUGCCCUCCGCCUUCGUGGUCUCGCGCGAACUAGACCAGGACAGAAUCCUCGACAGAACCAAUCGGUGUAGGCAACAUUCAGGCCCUUACUGAUGCUGAUUAGCCUCAUUCAAGCAUAUUUCAUUUGUUAGCAGACAGUCAAAGGCUUACGCCAUUGUGCAAUGGGGCCACAUGCACAAGACAGCUGUCCACUUCAGAACCUUAGUCUGGUCCGACGACUCACGAAGAACGAAUGAAAUAAAGUGGACAAAUAUGCAAGAAAAAAUCGAGGAUAGCAAAUUGCGAUAUUUUCAGGAAAAAGAAGGAACCGAGGAACGAGCAUUGCCGCUGAUACUUUUGCCGCGAAGCAAAUAUAUGGUAGUCGCAAAAUGCAUGCG
Toxoplasma gondii ME49 is the source of this 3941-nucleotide messenger RNA. RefSeq lists its product as hypothetical. The record is from RefSeq and is a predicted model, not a curated record. The coding region runs from base 2941 to 3285 and encodes 114 amino acids. Lineage: Eukaryota; Apicomplexa; Conoidasida; Eucoccidiorida; Sarcocystidae. The transcript has 2 exons.